CUACAAACAAUCAUUCUAGCACGUUGUUGUUCGUCAGCUAAUCGCAAAUCCAUAUACAGUACGGAGCAGGGAGUAUCCGGUUCACUCAGUGUGCGAGAGACCUUUGCAGAUCUUCUGACCUGUCACUAUUAUGUGACACUGUCCGACAUUUUCUCUGUUCAAAAAUUUUGGUGGGUGACACAGGUGAAGCUGGUUGUGUCACAGUGAUAAAGCUCUGCUCCCCAACGCGACCGCUUGGUGCACGCGUGAGGCUCACCACUGCACAACAAGCAAGUGCAGCAGAGCGAGCCGUCUCCAUUCACGUCUCAUCAUGGCUUGCCUACCCAAAAUGAGCAUAAAUCUUAAUGUCAAGGUAAGAGAUGAGCUUUUGUUCUUCUUAAUCCCUUCAGCUGCACUCAGCGUUCUCUCUUCUGCGAACGGAUCACAUUCUGCAGGCUGCCGUUUCACGUCAGACCCACCGAGAAUCAGUCUUCCAACAUCUGUGGUGGUGAGGUUUGAGUUGCAGCAAUGGCAAGCAAACCUACGGUCAACAUGGAUAGCGCGUCUUCACAAUCGGAAUCACAUACAGAAUCCUCAUAUAGUCAUGACUCCUCUCAUGUUAGCCAACAGUCCUCUUCAACGCAGAACGCGCCGAGCAAUCGCAACUACUUGAACUACUUGUCUGCACUUUUUGUCUGGCCCCCGUUAGUGGAAGGUCCGCUUUACGGUAUGUCUGAAGAGCAACACGCUAUCAUGCUAAAAAAGGCGGAAUGCAAGCUACCAACCACACCCCCACCAAACACGAAGGAUGAGGAUGUCCAGGACGUCACGUCUCCGUCAAUAUCACCUAAGCCUUUCCGAUUCAGUGGAUUCACAAGCAAUGAUACAGGAUCUGGUUCGUUAUGUCAAUUGCACAUUCUCGAAGACAAUGCCUUCUUUGCGGUGGACAGCCCUGAGAUAAGAAAGAUCCAAGACAACUUCCUGUCCGGUGAUUACGAGCAACUGCCAUCCCUCAUGAAGACGAGUCUUGCAGCUGUCGCCCUGCGAAUCGGUAUUCCCGGCCAGCCUCAUGCCUCUCGGGUUUCUGGUUUCCGACUAGGCCGAGACACUAUCAUCACUUGUGCCCAUUUCGUCACUUGGCCUGAGACCGAGCAAGGGUUCAUGGAUGCAGCUCGAAUGUUUCAUUCAGGAAUGAAUGGUGUGAACGAAGCUCUGCAGGUUCGAGAGAUCACAACCCCGACAGCAGCCUUGCGAAACCGUUUCAAGAUCCGCCUCUCAGCUGUCCUUGUUGAUCAGGAUAUCGCAGUUUUCCAUAUCCUGGAGCGACCCCGCACUGAUCAUUGGAAUCCAGUGGUCGAUCCGUCCCAGAUGGUAUUUACGGCUGAACAUUCGCGAGCGGAACUGAGAAAGACGCAGCUUUGCUGGUCGGUGGGUUACAACAUCUCCGUCAAUCAAGAGGAGUUCAACGACACCUGGUCGGACUUUUUCCAACGUCAAUCCUCAGAGAAGCAGUCCGACAUCGUGCUGGCUCAUGUAUGAAUCUCUGCUAGCAGUCAUGAGGAGGCUAACUUGCCACAGGGCUACACAGAAGAUCGACCACCAAGUCUUGAGGAGCUCAAGCCAUCGCGGCGAACAGUAGCAUUUGGAAAAUUCAGAGAAAAUCCUGAUGAACAUGGGCUCAAACUGGAGCCUCAUCAGGAAUACAUCGACCAUACUGCUUGGCACGGACGUUCUGGAGGGAUGGUGUGUGUUUACGAUGGUGGAAACAAAAAAGCAUGGGUCUGUGGUAUUGUCAUUGGAGGGUUCCGUGUUCACGACUUCAAUCACAUGAAUGUCUUCACCAGCGAUGUUGAAGAGUGGAUGGCUCGCGCAAUUUCCUUCCAGGAUGUUAUAAGCACUCCGGCAGAAUUCGGCAGACGCUUUAUCAGAUCCUUGUGAGAUGCAUCACACUCAAAUCGACAGAACGAGAGUGCAAGCUGGAGAGAGACCCUAGGCUCAAGAUAGUCGGCCGUGAGCUUUGCAAAAGUCCCCUAAAUCGGUUUUGCGGAGCCAACAGUGCAACGGCUAAAGUCGCCAGAACGAUCAACUCGAUAUCCUGCAACUACAACAACAACAACAACAAUCCUUUCAUUCCUUGAGAUUAGAGAAUCGGAUUCUGAGUACGUCUGAACAGAGAAUCUUAUGGAAUGAAUGGUUCCAUUGCGGAUUGUUAAAGUGGUCACCACACAUGACGAGGGUUUUCGAUGAUGUGAUGGAGUAUGAUGGUUUUUUAAUUGUUGCACACUGCAGUGCAUCUCCAUAUCUAGUAAUACUAGCCAUAGAGGGAAUAGAAAAUCAAAGUCUGGAUAAGUCUCCAUGUUGAUAUAGUAACAUGAGAGUAUGAAAU
Messenger RNA from Exophiala oligosperma, 2365 nucleotides. RefSeq lists its product as hypothetical. The record is from RefSeq and is a predicted model, not a curated record. Lineage: Eukaryota; Fungi; Ascomycota; Eurotiomycetes; Chaetothyriales; Herpotrichiellaceae. Bases 508 to 1518 code for a protein of 336 amino acids. The transcript is spliced from 4 exons.